Quercus robur (English oak) is the source of this 1401-nucleotide messenger RNA. RefSeq lists its product as uncharacterized. The coding region runs from base 1 to 1401 and encodes 466 amino acids. The record is from RefSeq and is a predicted model, not a curated record. Gene Ontology annotation, molecular function: RNA-DNA hybrid ribonuclease activity; nucleic acid binding. The transcript has a single exon. NCBI's taxonomy places the organism in Eukaryota, Viridiplantae, Streptophyta, Magnoliopsida, Fagales, Fagaceae.
AUGGUAGGUGAUAUGGGUUUUCGCAACUUGGCUCAUUUUAAUGACGCCCUUUUGGCGAAACAAGCGUGGCGGCUCUUGCACAAUAAGGAAACCCUCUUCUACAAAGUUUUCAAGGCAAAGUUCUUCCCUCAUCACUCUCUUUUCAAAGCUAAGGAAACAAGUUUCAGGUCCUACGCUUGGAAAAGUAUACUACAUGGCCGGGAUGUUAUCCUAGAUGGUGCUUGCUGGAGGGUGGGGAAUGGAAAGUCCAUAAAAAUUUGGCAAUACCAUUGGCUGCCCCGAAAACAUCCAACCAAGAUACUCUCUCCAAUGGUGGAAACAAUGGAAGAAGCCACAGUGGAUUGCUUAAUUAAUGAGGAAACUAGAACAUGGAACACUGCGAUGAUAGAUGGAAUUUUUGCACCACAAGAAGCUGAAGAAAUAAAGAAAAUCACGUUGGCUAAAAAAGACACGGAGGACUCUAUGUAUUGGCCGUGGGAGCAUGAUGGGAGGUAUAGUUGUAAAACCGGCUACCGGUUCUUGAAAGAAGAUGAAGUUGGUUUUCAGGUGGAUGUGAAUCAAGACCAUGAGAUAGGGCUCUGGAAGAAGAUUUGGGCUCUUGAAUGCCCAAAUAAAAUAAAAAAUCUAAUUUGGAGGCCUAGUCGUAACUCUCUCCCGUCGAAGUGUAAUCUAUUCCGGCGAACAAUUAUUACAGAGCAGUGCUAUGAUCGAUGCAAGGAAGAAACUGAAGACGCUUUGCAUGCGAUGCGGAGUUGCAAAAUGCUGGACAGAGUUUGGGAAGCGAAUAGCAUGUGGAGUUUUCAGAGCCAACGGAGCUUUUUAAGCUUCAGCAAGCUCCUGGCCUUGGUUUUUUAUCAUCAAAGGAAUCCGGUACUGUUUGCAUUCAAUAUUUGGACCAUAUGGCACCAAAGAAACCAGGUACAAACUCAACAAAACCAUCGUCCCCUUAACCAAAUCUCACAGUGGGCUCACGACAGCUUUGUUGAGUUCCAAGCGCUGAAAAUCACACCACUCCCCAGUAGACCGGUGAGAAGGGCACGGUGGAAACCUCCUGACAAGGAAACGUUUAAAAUCAAUUUUGAUGGUGCCAUCUUUGCCGAGGACAAAUGUUCUGGACUGGGAGUAAUCAUUCGUGACAGGAAGGGACUUGUUAUGGCUUCCAUGGCUGCCCGGAUUUCACAACAGCUCCAGCCAGUAGAAAUCGAAGCUUUGGCUGCCAACAAAGCCCUUGAGUUUGCUAGAGAGAUGGAUAUUAAAGAUGCUGUUCUAGAGGGAGACUCUCUACUGGUGAUGAAGGCGCUGAAUUUCAAGAACACUGAACUAGCCCCGUUUGGUUUACUGCUACAGGAUUCCUUAGAUAUAUCUUCUGGGUUCUCAAAAAUUGUCCUACUCUCACACUAA